AUGAAAUUUCCUACUACCACUGUAGAUCCAUACGACUUGUACGACAAUGAUUUUAUCUACAGUGACCCGUUUGGGCAGGGCUAUAUCAAUAAUCGAGAUUACUUCGUUCAAGUAUUUUUUGGGUCUGAUCCAUAUGAUUUUGUCGAUAUCACCUGGACUGCUAGACAAAUCUAUGACGUCGCAGUUUUUGUCUGUUUCUUUGCGAACCUUCCACAUUUGUUCUUCUUGACGCGCAAAGAGUUGAGAAGCAAUUUAGUGUACAUCAUCAUGAUUGGAAUUUGCUUAUGUGAUUUGCUGCACGCGCUUGCUAAGAUGAGUUCAAUCUUCAUGACUUGGCAUAUUAUUUAUCCCCAAGAGAAAUGUCCGGCCACUUAUCCAUAUUAUCACGUGUGGAUCGAUGUGAUGGCUAUCACCCUGCAAAUUAUGUGUAGAAGAUGUUCUGGACUUUUGGCUCUGUUCAUGGCAGGAUUCCGAGCAUUUUCUGUUAUGUUCCCUAUGAGCAAUGCUGUCAAUUUCCUUAUGAAAGCGAAAUCUGGUUUUCUUAUUGUACUGCUGAUAGCCAUGAGCUGCGGUGGUUGGAGUUCGUGGUACUACAACGCUACAAAAAUCGUUAAAGUCUUGGAUUGCACAUAUAUACAAACCACAAGUUAUGUGCCUUAUCGACAGGAGAUUACUUCUGACGAAGAGAAUAGAUUCCGUCUAUAUGACGGAUAUUUAGCUGCUGUCGUGGUUCUACUCUAUGUUAUUGUCACUGGAGCACUUGUGAUUGCACUAUUUCUGGCUAAAGAGAGAAGAAAGAAUUUGAAGAAUCAAAAAGCUCCCAACACGUCAUCACUUGUCAUUGCCAUGGCUAUCUCCCUUUUCGUUUCCGAGUUAUCAUACGCAGUUUUAUUUGUUGCUGGAUUUUUUCUGCUCCGCGGUUUUGAUGAUCGACCUGCAAUCAUUCAACUCGAAUCGAUGGCUCUCACGUUAUCCAUCAUCCACUCUAUCACCCACUGUUUCAUUUGCUUUUUCAUGUCAUCCCAGUACCGGGAUACCGUCAAACGAUUCAUAUGGGCACCUAAGGCUAAAGACGUGAAAGUUGCAGUUGUCGAGGCUUCGAGUGCUCAUCCGUCAACAAAGAACACUUCGAAAACUUCCAACACUUCGAAGAAAACUUUCUGA
Caenorhabditis briggsae is the source of this 1164-nucleotide messenger RNA. It is a transcript of the gene Cbr-srw-6, whose product is annotated as Protein CBR-SRW-6. Gene Ontology annotation, cellular component: membrane. The record is from RefSeq and is a predicted model, not a curated record. The transcript is spliced from 5 exons. NCBI's taxonomy places the organism in Eukaryota, Metazoa, Nematoda, Chromadorea, Rhabditida, Rhabditidae. Bases 1 to 1164 code for a protein of 387 amino acids. Gene Ontology annotation, molecular function: G protein-coupled peptide receptor activity.